Messenger RNA from Vigna umbellata (rice bean), 966 nucleotides. The record is from RefSeq and is a predicted model, not a curated record. NCBI's taxonomy places the organism in Eukaryota, Viridiplantae, Streptophyta, Magnoliopsida, Fabales, Fabaceae.
AUGACUGANUUAUAUUAUGUUGUGUUUGUGCUGAGGCUUUUAAAUUUCAAUUUGGUUGUUGAUGUUGGUUCAACUUGUUUGUUGAUCAGGGUGAAAUACAUAGAGCACGAGUUAGCGAAGAAGAGGGGAAGGAAAGUGGAUGCUGCUGAUCAAGUUGAGAAUGAGCUGAAGCGUGCUGAAGAUGAACUUUAUAAGAUCCCUGAGCAUCUUAAAGUAAAAAGGCGAAAUUCUGAAGAAAGCUCUACUCAGUGGACUACUGGUAUUGCUGAGGUUCAGCUUCCAAUCGAAUUUAAAUUAAAAAAUAUUGAAGAAACAGAGGCUGCCAAAAAGCUUCUACAGGAAAAGAGACUUAUGGGUCGGACAAAAUCAGAUUUCAGCAUACCAUCGAGUUAUAGUGCUGAUUAUUUCCAGCGUGGAAGGGAUUAUGCUGAAAAACUUAGAAGAGAACAUCCAGAGCUGUACAAAGAUAGAAGUUCACAGGAUGAUAGUUCUGGAUCCAAACAAAAUGAUUUAAGCACUGAUGGCGCUGGAGCAGUACAGAGGCAGGCUGCAACAGAUGAAUUCAUGUUAGAGCGCUUCAGGAAAAGAGAACGCCACCGUGUAAUGCGAAGAUGACAUGAAUGUAUAUUUGUGGCAUACCUUGCAAAAGUCCAUCAAAGAUUGGUGGAGGUCCAGCUUCUGUUGAUUGGGAUGCCAAUGCCAUUGAUUUGCACCAGUUCCUUAAUUCAAACUGUUGCCAAAGAUCAUAGGGCUGCUUGAUCAUUAAUUUUUGUUGGUUCUCUUUAGAUAAAAAAUAUAUAUAUUGGUCACGGCCGGCGCCUGUCUGACUAUUCAGUGGCUUAUGUUGAGAGGUAGCAAUAGAAGUGUGUGUGAACAAUCCUAGCGAAGGCUAGAAUGGUGAUGGGGCCACCUACCUGCUUGUAAGCCGAUUUGGAUGUAUAAUAUUGACUUUCAAAAUAUUUAAUC